This is a messenger RNA of Trichophyton rubrum CBS 118892, 2204 nucleotides long. RefSeq lists its product as uncharacterized. The coding region runs from base 198 to 560 and encodes 120 amino acids. The transcript has 2 exons. NCBI's taxonomy places the organism in Eukaryota, Fungi, Ascomycota, Eurotiomycetes, Onygenales, Arthrodermataceae. The record is from RefSeq and is a predicted model, not a curated record.
CUCGCCCAGGAUGUUCAAAACUUCUUCCUUGGUGCUGCGUAUUACCGUGCGAAAGAGCUCCCUAUAAUCGGGGCUGAUUUCUGGCAUUGAGGUUGGAACGAGAGAUUCACCGUCCUAGAUGUACCACUUCCCUGCCCGUUGACUUGUCUAGGGCUUAGCCAGGUUGCAAGAGGGAGGAAUAAGGCAAUAGACGGUUCAUGAACGUACACUAUAACCCCUUCAUUUCUCUCCGUAUCUUCCAUAAAGGCACGGUACUCGUCACUCCCUUUGAUGCUGGUGACUGUAACCGGCUUGUCGUUGGAGUCGAUAUAAGCAACUUUGCUAAGAGAUCCCUAACUUCAGUAUUUCACAGGGAGCACUCGUUGGUAAAAUUGUACACCCACAUGUAUCUUGGGCCAAAGCUGAUACCAAGGGCUGUGAGGACGUUAGCAUGUUUGCCAUCUUAUCUAACUGUGAGGACUCGGUCAUACGGUAUGGUCCAGUGUUUGCAUCGGCAAAGACGACGGAGAGCAAUGAUAGGAGAUACAACUUGGGUAGCAAAGCAGAAGCCAUAUUGCUGAGAUUCGACAGUGUUAAAGGGACAGUUGUACGGAGUACUCUCUAAGACAAUGUGUUUUGUAGUUAAGCUAGCUCUGAGUUGAUACGAGGUUAACGCGUUGAAUAUGGGCAAAACGGCGAGAAGAAAGCGAUCUGGAUGAAACAGCAAAACAAUAAAAGAGGCCAGUUUUAUAACCAGCUGCCUCUCCAGUAAUCAGACACCCUGGCUGCAUAGCCCCAUGCAUGAUUUAAUAUUGGAUUACCGUGCAUCGAUGACAAGUAACCAGAGUACAAGUAAGUUAUAUAGAGGGUGUUAGUCAAAUAGAACCAAAAAGCAGCCUAUCCCUGCCUACGAAGUAACUAGUUACGUAAUCAAAGCUGAAACUGGAGGUGACUACUUACCUCUUAUCUUCACACCCUCUCUCGAGUUGUGAGCAAUCCAGGUGCAUACACUACUGAAAUACACUCCGCGGUAUAACCACAAGCGCAGGUUGAGGGCUAAUUACUAGUUAUGGAUGAGCUGAAUGCCGUCUGCCUCUACGGCUGCUCCAACUUGACCAUCAAAGUCAGCUAGAGACCCGCUUUCCACAAAAGAACGGCUUUGUUACUGUUAGCUUAAGGCAUCUCCCUGACAUGCACUGCGCCGGCGUUUGCUAUUAACUGUUGGUGGGCUACUUUUGUAUAUGCACCCAUCCGAAAGGCUAGAAAAGGUGAACUGAAUCGUGGCGUAUGCCUGUUAUACCCCUGGAGAGAAACCCAUAGGCUGGUUACUGUGCAGAACUGCAGGCCCAAAGACUGGGAGGGUAGGGGCUAUGGGCAGUUACAACACCCGCCUGCCGAAGCCAUGUUUCUUGUUCCUCUAGCUGCUGCUGCUGCUGCUAUUUCUGUUGUUAUUGUUGCAAAGUACACCUGCGGCAUGGCUUGUGACCCUGGCUUUGGGGGCUGAAUAGACGUCUUGAUUCAAUGCAUAAUGCGAGACAGGAGAUACUCGGGACCUCACAUGAGCCUACGGCAGGCUGAGUGUCAUAACCUUCAUGCAUCUCACCGGUAGUGUCAUGUCAAAGGAAUUGAUUCCCUGAGUUUUGGACCCAGGUUCCGAUUCUCCCAAAUCUACUCAAUGCGCCAGUUCCCUUUCAGCAAGCCCAUUUCCACAUCAAUCCAGAUCAAAACGGGAUAUUAAAUCCAUAAAGAGGCUUAUCGUGGCAUAUAUUAGGAUGUCGCCCUUGUUGAAUGUGGUGAAGAGCGUUUCAACAUCAUUGCCGAAGCAACACGGGUUGCUCUAGAUGUAGUAAACUUACCCACGGACGGUGAAAUUUGGGAUUCGCCAGCCUGGAAUCGUUAUUUUGUGCACCCUAGCACAGAAGGAGGGUGGGAAGCAAGUUUACCCCUUGUUAUUAUGAGGCGUGCGAUAUUCAUCCGUACUGACUGGUCAAUGUGUUGUCGUCAAUUGAAAAAGGGCGUAUAUUCCUAAACACCCAGGGUAUUCAUCGCCAAAACUUAGGCCAAUAUUGUGAUACCAUCAUUGUCAACUGACUUUGCUAUAGAGAAUAUUAAACAAGUCGGUAUUUUUCCACGGACCGGGAAGCGAAACCACAAGGGCGAAUUUGUCCGCAUGAAACAAGUGACUUAUCGGUGCGAGCUGAAAAACGAUGAGCGGAAAAGAAGGU